Messenger RNA from Penicillium cosmopolitanum, 729 nucleotides. RefSeq names its product Yae1 family protein. The transcript has a single exon. The coding region runs from base 1 to 729 and encodes 242 amino acids. The record is from RefSeq and is a predicted model, not a curated record. Lineage: Eukaryota; Fungi; Ascomycota; Eurotiomycetes; Eurotiales; Aspergillaceae.
AUGACCUCCACCCAAACCGACCACGCCGAGCCUGAAGUCGACAACUCUCUCGACGACAUCUUCGGCUCCUCCCCACUAGAAGAAACAAAUAUCCACCCCGGGACUUCCCACGCGAAGCCCCAAAAGCCCACCGCCGACCCAUCCGAGUCCCCCGCACUCCGCCGCCAACACGUCACAGCAGGCUAUCGCGACGGCGUCUCAGCUUCCAAAGGCGAACAUGUCCAAGAAGGCUUCGAUGCAGGAUACCCCGUUGGCGCACAACUAGGCAUGAGAGCUGGAACCAUCCUCGGCAUCCUGGAAGGUCUCACCCGCGGUCUCGAGGAGCGGAGUGGUGGCGGUGUAGUCAAGAAACCCGCGCGGGGCAAUGCAGCAGGUUCGACGGAGACGAGUCUCGCCGGUGUGGAGGAUUCGCGCCGACAGCUGAAAGAGCGCAUUACGAAGAUCUACGAGGAAGCUACUAAAGCACUUGAUGUCCAGUCUGUAUUCACGGGCUUUGAAGCCGGGCCUGGACCGGACCCCGAGAAUGCGGGUAAGGCUGCUGAGGAAGAAAAUGCUGAGGCACAAUUAGGUCGGAAGGGAGACGAUGUUGUGUCUGUCUGGGAGGACCGUAUUUCUGUGCCGAUGUGGGAGGAAAAUAUGGAGGCCUUGGAGGAGAAAGAGAAAGAGGAGGCUGUUUCCGUUUCGCAGGGAGAGAAGGGCGCGGCGAGCGCAGCAAGUGAGCGGAUCUGA